GGUUGCGCUUCAACUCGCCUAGGGCACCAAAAAAGCUAGAGCCAGCACUGCCUGAACCAUCACUUUAAUCUUACAGAGAAAAACAAGUUUUUUUUCAAUUAAAUACUGCCCCCAUGUGACCAGUCCUGGUGUUGAUUUCUAUUUCUAUUUUUAUUGUAAGAGGUGCACAAAAAUCACACAUGAAACUUAUCUUUAAAUGACUUAUAAUGAGUUAGAGAAGAAACAAAUGAUGCUGGAAUAAAAACAGGCAGKGCAUCUUUCAGAACAAACAGCAGUUGAUCAGAAUCAGAAGCAGGUCCGAGAGUCAAAGAUCAAACAUGAGAUGACAGAACUCAAAUCAAACAGCUCUGCAGGCUGAAACAUGAGCCCUGACAGAACCUCACCCUCGGGUCAGAUUCCCUGCUCUUUUGCCAGCGAAGCUCUAAAUAAUUCGAGAACGUCACCGGUCCAUUCACUUUYACUCCUCCCAUCAGGUGAGAGGAAAGACACACAAACUGGAACCUCUCACAAACAUCCAGAUCAAACUCUAAAACGUUUGAUUUUUGUUAUUUAAAACCCGACCUUUAGUGACCUCCUGUUUGGGUGGUGAGUAGUUCCUCUGGGUCUGCCUCUGACCAACAAUARGAGCUCUCUGUGAAGGUGAAGAGGAUCUGGAGAAGAGACGGGGAGUUGUUGGAGAAGCGGGGACCUGCUGGACUGUUUGGAGGAGCAGAGAAUCCCACAGCAGGAGAAUGUGAGCCAUGCGUUGGUCCAGAUGUGACGUCCUCCUCGCUCUCUACAUCUGUCCCCUCACCUGUCUCACCAUGAUGUCUCCCUGCCCCCCCGGCUGCUGCUGUGCCCGCCCAGGGUUCUUGGUCCUGUGCGAGUCUCUGGGCCUGCGGUCGCUCCCCCGCUCCGUCCCCCUCAGCACCUCUGUCCUGUCCGUGGCCCGGAACCAGCUCUGCGACGUGGACCACCUGCUCGGCCCCUUCUCCGGCCUGCAGGAGCUCAGCCUCAGCCACAACCUGCUGCCCCGCCUCCCCCGCGGCCUCCCACCGAGCCUGGAGUCCCUGCUGCUGCAGGAGAACCGCAUCACCUACAUCAGCUCGGGCGCACUGAGGCAGCUGAGGAACCUGACGCGCCUGGACCUGGAGGACAACCGCAUCUCCGUGGUCCAGCCCGGUGCGCUGCUGGGGCUGGGCAAGCUGCAGGUCCUCACGCUGAAGGGGAACAGGCUGACCAGCCUCCCUCGGAAUCUCCCCCCGUCGCUGACGCGCCUGGACCUGUCGGCCAACUGCAUCUCCUCCCUGGACCCGCCCUCGCUGUCCACGCUGGUCAACCUGCAGGCGCUGCAGGUCAACAGCAACUGCCUGCGGACCGUCCCGGAGGACGCCUUCGACGGCCUGCCUCGCCUCAGGUCCGUGGGUCUGACCGACAACCUGUGGGUGUGCGAGUGCAACAUCCUGUACCUGUACCGCUGGCUGCUGAGCGGCAGGCUGAGGAUGGCCACGGACCUGGUGUGCAAGGAGCCGCUGCACCUGGCUCACCGCCUGCUGCUGGACCUGUCCGUCAUGUCCAUCUGUCCACGCGUCCUGCAGCCACAAGAGAGGACGCACCGCCUCCAAUCAGCGACAGAGAAGCAGGUGGAACGAGCCAAGGAGGAAAACAAAAGAGGUUCCAGACAGGUUCAGGGUCCUCCGGAGCCUCGGGUUUCGCCCUACUCUUUAGAGACCCUCACCUACGACGAGUGCUUGUCCCUGAACACGAGCCAAACAAUCAGCUCGGCCCACACGAAAACWACUUCUCUGCCCGAGGAGGAGCAGAGGUGCAGAGAAAACACCACAGCUCCGAGUGCUCCAGCCUCAGCUGCAGGAACAGCAGCCUGGCUGUCCACCARGAGGAAGGAAGUCCUCUCUACCCCACAGGCGCUCACCCAGAGGGACUCUGCCGUCGUCGUCUCCCUGCUCGCCCUAGUCUGUGCGCUUUUAGCUCUCGUGAUGCUGGCGGUGCUAGUUCUGCUGAAAAAAGUACUCGUCCGGCAGCAGAGGGUGGCUCCGGCUAACGAGCAAUCUGGUGGAUGACGGCAGCACUCACAAAGAAAAAAAAACACAUUUUAAAUCAUUUAUUUCAGAAUGUGUAAACAGUAUGUUUUUUUGUAUCUGUAUCUAUUAAAUUUUCAUACAAUGGAGCCAAAUAAAAGCCAAAAUAUUUAUAAAAACAAAACCUGAACCUAUCCACUCAGUCAGUCUUCAACAAUCUUCUUUUAUAUGUUAAAAUAAAUCACUGCAAAACAUAAACUGUGUCUGCCAGUCAUAGUAAGGUAGCUGUGUUGUCAGAAAUACACCCAUGAACUCCAAAAAAACUGCAGUUUUUUUAAAGCAUUUUCAGUUCACCUGAAGUUAAAAA
This is a messenger RNA of Austrofundulus limnaeus, 2385 nucleotides long. RefSeq names its product transmembrane protein 119a (gene tmem119a). The record is from RefSeq and is a predicted model, not a curated record. Gene Ontology annotation, biological process: neuron projection regeneration. Lineage: Eukaryota; Metazoa; Chordata; Actinopteri; Cyprinodontiformes; Rivulidae. Bases 741 to 2060 code for a protein of 439 amino acids. Gene Ontology annotation, molecular function: protein binding. The transcript has 3 exons.